AUGACAAACCUGCAAGCGCUGAUCACUAACAUUGAGCAGUGCAGCAAGGCUGAUGGCUGCAGCACAGUCACAUUUCCGACCCUCAAGAAGCUUUCCGUCAACGGAGACAGCAGGGCACGAGGCACCCCUUCUUGCAAACUCUCACUCUGUUUUUCAACCUACAAAUGCUUGCUCUUCUUUUUCCAGCCUCAGGCUGUCAGCAUAACAGGAUUGGGGACAUUUCAUAUUCAAAAAUGGCUCUCCUUCGAAAAUAACGAGGUGCUCACGUUUCAGAGACCUCUGUUUUUGAUGUCCAAGACAAUUGCACAGAUCCGUGAGCUGCGAUGUUCUUCUGUACCUGUUCCUGGUGAGAUUAAGAAAGUGUCAGUGACCUCCAAGAAGAUCCACACGCAUGUCCCCUAUUCUGAGGAUGUUGUGCAGAACUGUAUGCAGGAAACCUUGAACUUUUUCUACUUCAUCCUAAAAAACCGAGAAGACACAGACUUCAUUUUAAAGGAUAUUGGCACUCUUGCUAUCCGGGGAACAGAAGUGACAAUGGCAUUUUGCGAAGACUUUUUACUGAGCCUCAACAAGUCUACGUAUGUGGUAGAGAAGUUGCUCAAUAAGAAAUGGGUCAUAUCAGACAAAGAAGUCCCUGACUAUCCGAGCUCUUUUGGCCGUGUCUACCAGUUUCCACAACUGUUGCCACAGUGUGCAGACACAGAAGGAAGGCAGCACAAAGAAACUCCUUUUGAGAGCCCUGAAUUGCCAUUGCCUACUGAAGAAUACAGGCAGAGAAGACAGGGAGAACAGUCUGUAUUUGGGCUGAACGGCAGAAAAAAACAGGAGGUACCCGUGGCCAAAAGGAAGGAGAAAGAAGAGAACAGAAAAGCAGAAAGGGUCAUCUUGACAGAACUGCCUCCACAGCAAACUGGGAGAGAAAGCGACAACAGCAAGCUGGGAGAGAGGGCCCAGCUGCCCCAGGAGAAAGACAGCCUCAGCUCCCAAGAGACCACCUCCAAUACAGAAGAGGGUCUACAAAUGGCAGAGGCUUGGAUUAAGGCGAGGAGGCAGUUUCGAACUGAGCUGGAAAGCUUAGGGAACAUUGAAAAAUGGCUGACUCAUAAACCUUCCCUCAGCAAUCAAGAAAAAAGAUGCCUGCAAAGAAUAAAGGCACAGAGAGCAGACAGCAGCGCUGCUGUCAAAUCAGCCGUGACCGACAGCCCAGACGUAAGUAUGGAAAGCAGCCAGCCCCCAAAGAAGCAUGGCAUCCCCCUUAUUCAGGCACCAUACCCCCAGGCACUUGUCACACUGCAAGACCUCCUGCACAAACAGAAGCUGAGGUUGGUGAACGUGUUCAAGAGGGCUGAUAUGGAUGGGAGGAAGAUCAAGAGAGAAGACUUCAUCAGAAUCAUCAAGAAGACCAAAGUUCCCGUCAGCAACAACGAUCUGGAGGACGUGGUCAUCUUCUUGACUUCCUCAAAACCGGGGAAUUUUAUAAGACUCGAAGAUCUGAUUGACUGUCAAAAUCAGUGGCUGAAAAUGAGGAAAGAACAAUCCCAAGGUGCCAAAACUGGUGUAGAAGCUCAGUUCCAGAAAGCCACCUGCAAAACUGCCCCUUGUCCACCUUCUGCUGGGGACACAGCCGAACAGAUGAAGCCUCAUGCUCCUACCAAGCCCAAACAAAAGUUAAUAUACUUGGAAGUUCCACCCAUCCAAACUGAGCCAGAACGACGACAUCUGAGCUGUGAUGAAACAGAAGAGAUUGGGAAACUCUUAAGAGAGAGGAGACGGUGGGAGAAGAACAAAGACAGCCCGAUAGAAUGGAAAGAAAAGUGCCGGAUGGUGAGAUCUGGGGAUGGCCCCAUUGACGAGCACUGCCUGCCAUCAACUGUAGAGGCUGACUUGGGAGAGCUGGUUGACCGGUAUCGCAGGAAUGCCGUCACGUGCUAUAUGAAGAGCUCCAAGCUGUGCAAAGAACGUGAUGUUCACAUCACUGAGCCAACGCUGCAAAAAGCCCUGCUGCAUCCAGGAGACAAGAUCAUCAAGGAGGGUGGAGACAUAAGGAAAAUCAGGCAGCCUGGAGGAUACUACAGCACAGGAUGUGCCGAUGUCGCACCACCUGGGAGCACCUCCAGAUCAGGAACUGCAUCUGGAAGCCAGGCCAAGGAGGCAGAGAAUAGCAUGCUAUUCUCUCUUAUAUAUUUCUUUUCUUCCCUUUCCCCGCCCUGCCUGUUUUUUCACAGGCAUCUUCAGAGGAAUAAGAUGCAGAAGUCAAGCGACAAUAACUUCUGGCCAGGUCAUCUCCUGGACAAGCUAUGCCUUUACUUUCCUGAAAAGCAGCAUGACAGAGCACAUGCCUUGUUCAGCUGUGUUCAUCCAACCAAGCCUGCCUACUCUGGCAUCUAAAGCCCUGGCUGCAGCUAGCUCCUCAGCAAGCCAGGACACUUGGCCUCCAGAGACACUGCCUUCAAGAAGACCCAUUCCACCUGAAGCUCUUCGCAAAGCAGCAGGAGAUGUGUGCACAGCUUUGUGGUCCCUCAAUCAGCUCAUGGGAUCUGAGCCCCACUUCUAGAUAAAAUAAAUAUAUUAAAUAAGGAGCAUAGCCUCAAGUUGAAGGUGU
This is a messenger RNA of Phalacrocorax carbo (great cormorant), 2602 nucleotides long. NCBI's taxonomy places the organism in Eukaryota, Metazoa, Chordata, Aves, Suliformes, Phalacrocoracidae. The record is from RefSeq and is a predicted model, not a curated record.